Messenger RNA from Stegostoma tigrinum, 3972 nucleotides. RefSeq names its product guanine nucleotide-binding protein subunit alpha-11-like. The coding region runs from base 263 to 1357 and encodes 364 amino acids. The record is from RefSeq and is a predicted model, not a curated record. Lineage: Eukaryota; Metazoa; Chordata; Chondrichthyes; Orectolobiformes; Stegostomatidae. Gene Ontology annotation, biological process: adenylate cyclase-modulating G protein-coupled receptor signaling pathway; phospholipase C-activating dopamine receptor signaling pathway; action potential. Gene Ontology annotation, molecular function: GTPase activity; G-protein beta/gamma-subunit complex binding; G protein-coupled receptor binding. Gene Ontology annotation, cellular component: heterotrimeric G-protein complex. The transcript has 7 exons.
GAUCGAGUGAAAUUGGUGAGGUCUGCUUCUAAUCCACGAGUUUUAAAGGAGUGAGAUUGGAACUUUCUCUCUCUGUUUCUGUCGAUGCUUCGCUUCUUGUGAAGGGACUUAAACUUUGAGCAAUGUUGGGAGUUGAGGAGGUUUUUACAUUGCACUCUCUCUCUCUCGGGCUUGACAGGUCUGCUGCCUGAGUUCAGGGAAGUUUCGCCCGAAGGUGUGCGGUUAGUUUCAGUUGCAUGUGAGCAGUACAAGGGACUGGACCAUGGCUGCGUGCUGCUGCUGUCUAACCUUUCGCCGCUGUUUCUGCUGUCUCUCCGAGGAUGAGAAAGUGGCUUUUGACAUCAACAAAAAAAUCAACAAGGCGUUGAAACAACAGAAGCAGAGACGGAAGCGAGAACUUAAACUCCUGCUCCUGGGCACUGGAGAAAGUGGCAAGAGCACAUUCAUCAAACAGAUGAGAAUCAUCCAUGGGUCUGGAUACUCAGAGGAAGACAGAAAAGCCUUUGCAAAGCUGGUCUUUCAGAACAUUAUUACUGCGGUACAGUCCAUUGUCAGAGCUAUGGACACGUUGAAUAUACAGUAUCAGCUGCUGGAGAAUAAGGAAAAUUCUCAGGUAAUAAAGGAUUUAGAAGCUUAUAAGAUCACUACUCUUGAAAAGAACCAUGCAGAUGCGAUUAAGAGCUUAUGGAAUGAUCCAGGAGUGAGAAUAUGUUAUGAACGACGACGAGAGUACCAGUUGCUUGACUCUACAAAUUAUUACCUGACUGACAUCGAUCGUAUUGCAGCCAGUGAUUACAUACCAACAGAUCAAGAUGUCUUGAGAGUUCGAGUACCAACAACAGGCAUCAAUGAGUAUUCAUUUAACAUGCAUCAUGUAUCCUUAAGAAUUGUGGAUGUUGGAGGACAGAAGUCUGAGAGGAGAAAAUGGAUCCACUGCUUUGAGAAUGUCAUAUCGGUUAUAUUUCUGGCCUCUCUCAGUGAAUAUGAUCAAGUCCUAGAAGAGAGUGAGAAUGAGAAUCGAAUGAAGGAGAGUCUCGCCCUUUUUCAUUUUAUUUUGAAGUCUGACUGCUUUGUGAAUUCAUCAAUGAUUCUUUUCUUGAAUAAAAAAGAUAUUUUGGAAGAAAAGAUUCUUAGAUCGCAUUUAGGAGACUAUUUUCAUGAAUUUGAUGGUGCCAGAAGAAAUGCUUCUGCUGCCAUGAACUUUAUUUUAAAAAUGUACCUGAGGCAAAACGAAGAGAAACGAAAAAUCUACUGGCACUUCACUUGUGCCACAGACACAGAAAAUAUCCGUAAAGUCUUCAUGGACGUCAGGGACACGGUCUUGUUGCGGAGCCUGGAAGAGCUGGACUUAUUGUAGACAGACAUGAGGAGACUCCAGCGUCCAAUGCCCUCAGGGAGGCAAAAAUGGGAAUUUUAACCUCCUCUGUGCAGCACAAUUGAGGACAUAGCAAAAUUCCUCGAAAAGAAACACAGAUGCUCCCAGCAAUGACGUCAGGCUCUUCUCCCUUUCAGCUGUUGCAGCUCUAGUGUGUACAAAAUGAAACUGUUCUGGAAAUAUUUCCUUGAAUAUAUUAAAGUGGAGCUGCGCACAGCUUCUCUGGAGAGCAGCAAAACUCCAACUGAGGAUCAACCAGGGAGGGAUGGUCAACUGAUAAAGAAAUUAUAAUGUUGCAUCAUGCAUUGCUAAGGAGGUUGUUUGACCAUCACAAUGAUCUGAAAUUUGUUCUUAAAAGUUAGGUUGGUUCACUGCUUUUCACAUUCAGAAAUGUAAGUUUGAAUAGUGACUGUUUGAUCCUAGAAUCAGUGAUAAAGGGCCACGAAGGCUAUAUCCCAGUACAUGAGAAUGCCAGGAGGAGAGAAUGUCACUCACAGUUUGCAGGCAGGCAAAGUGUGAUUCGGUAUGACGGUUCCAUCCCAUUGUACCUUCAGAAAGUUGCCCCCACCCAAUACUGCGUUGUAAUUGUACUUUCCAGCACAAAUUAGGUGAAUAGCCAUGACCAAGCUCCAGCUUCAGCUCAGCCAAACACAGCCCUGCUUGGACAUAUAGGAUCCAUAACAAGAUGCAACCCCCUACAUUCAUACCAUUGGCUGCCUGAUGUGGCCAUUCUCAAAGUGCCCACCUCGACACACCUAUCAGAAAUCGUGCAACACAAAGUCCAUUACCCGAUUCCUCAGUAUCAGUCAAAUGGCUCUUUCUCCCCAUUUCCAAUACUUUUAGAACUGAAAGGUGGUGGAAAAAUAACACCUUUUUCAAUUGACCCCAUGAUUUUCCUCUCAUGUUGCUCUGCUGCAGUGACGUGGAGAUUAACCUUUAAUUCUUGGAGACUCCAGGCAAGUGCAAGAAGUUUUGCAACCCUAACUUGUGCCGAUAAAUUACCAAAUGAUGAGUUCAGUAACAACUUCCUUUGUGAAGAACUGAAAUGGUGGCUAACUCAAUUGUGGGUCAUACAAACUAAAGAUUCCGAGGUGUUGUAUAGCCAGCUUUUGGCAGCAUGUCAGCUCUGGAUUAACGACCAAUGAGAGAAAGUGAUGCCAGCUCUUGAGGCAUUUCAACUAGCCUCCUUUUCUCUACUUCAAUUUCUGACAUUGUCAGCUCACACUCCAGAAGCUAAAGAACACACUCUAUCAGGGCUACAGGUGUCUCAAAAAAGUGCUGUGCAAGGCAGAAAGAGACCAUUCAGCCCAAGUAACAGUUCUGUGCCAGCAUUUGUACUCCCGAAGCUUCUCUUCCCUCCCUAGUUCACCUAAGUCUCUGAACCCUCAUUUGGUUAUCCACCUUCCCCUUCUGCGAAAGAUUGAGUGACACUGUUGUGUGUGAACAGCAACAGAUUUCAUUGGACGCACUCUAAACCAAGGAUGGUGAAAGAAACAUGGAGCCCUGUCAGCCUAGACUCCGGUUUCACGUCAUCUGACACCAAUAUGGCAUGAUUCCUUGUACACAAUGAAUAACUGCAGCAAGAGUAAAUUUAUCACUCCUGUCAUCCCACGCCCUUUAAACACAUCUGUUGAGGACACAGUGGGGCUUGUUGUAAUUUCACUGUACCAAGGCUGAUGUUCUGGGUUAUGUAUUUGAAUCCUUCCAUGGCAGAUGGUGGCAUUUGAAUUGAACAAAAAUCUGGCAUAUAAACAAAAGAAUAGCUGAAAGAUAAUUAUGUGAUCAGUGUUGAUUGUUGUAAAAAUCUGGUUCAUUAAAAUCCAUUAGAGAAGGAAAUCUAUUGUCUUUACUUUGUUUGGCCUAUAGUGAUUCCAGACCCAAACCAAUGUGGUUGGCUGCUAACUGCUCUCUGGGCAUUUAGAGAUAGAUAAUAAAUAUUAGCCUGGCCAGUGACAUUCCCUGAACAAUUUUUUUUAAAAAUUGCCUCAGAUGCUCUUAUGUGAAAACAAAUUCCACAUUGAAACCGUUUCCUGUUAAAAAUGUUUGUCUCAAAUUAUCUACUGGGAUUAUUAGUAGGUAACAGAUAUUUACAGUCCCUAGUUGUUUUGCCUCCAUAGCAUUAGCCUUCACUGUACCACUUUGAUGGUAUAGAACUAAUAGGCCUCUUCUGUGCUGUUUGAUUUGAUGAUACCAGUACAUCACACUACCUGUGAGAUUGGUUAGCUCAUUUGGCUGGAUGGCUGGUUUGCAAUGUUGAGUGUUGCCAAUAGUGUGGACUCAAUUCCUAUGCUAGCUGAGGUUACCAUGAAGGAUUCUCCCUUGCCUGAGAUGUGGUGACCUCCAGGUUAAACCAUCACCAGCCAUCUCUCUGAGAUAACAAGGUGUAGAGCCCUAAGAAGGGUCUAGAACCGAAACGUCAGCCUUCUUGCUCCUCUGAUGCUGCUUGGCCUGCUGUGUUCAUCCAGCUAUAUGUCUUGUUAUAUCAGAUUCUUCAGCAUCUGCAGUUCCUACAAUCUCUGAACCAGUCAUCUUUCUAAUGAGAGAGCAUCACUAUGGUCUGGUAAGACUGAAUGCUGACUUUACUUUGCAUUUACGUG